AUGCGCAGCAUGAUUGGUCGGAACCUGAUCAAUCCGGAUCCCUCCCCCCCAGUGACUCGAUCCCCGAAGGAAUUAUCCUACAAUAACCCAUCUGAAAAAUCAUCUCCUGGCCUACUCCCUCUCCCCAGCAUGUCAAAAUCACUCUUCGGUCCCACCACUACUAUCAAACCCGAGGGUACAUCGAAGUUGCCCGUCCGUGAUGUCACCAUUCCGAUAGAAUCUAAGCUUGUGACAUCCAUCUCUCAAUUACUCGACCAGCUGCUUCCCGUAACUUCAAAGUCGGCUCCUGUUAUUAAUACCGCUUCUUCCGAAAAUCCUUUCGUCGCUGCCAUCAAGGAAGUCCAGAAUAGAGCUCGUACGCAGAACGAUGCAGAGGCCUAUGAGUCCACUACAUCUGCCACAUUAGAUGCCUUCAGUGGCCUUAACGCAAAUUCUACUGGUGAAGAAAUCCAUCAGGCGCUCGCGAAGAGUUGGGAAGAAUCUCCCGAGGUCACCCUCCGGAUAAUCUGGAAUAUGCGCUCUAUCCACGAGGGUCAUAGCAAUAAGCUCGGAUUCUACCGCGCGUUUGGGUGGUUGUACAAGUAUCACCCUCGUACCGCCAUCGAAAACUUGCGGUUUGUUACUGAGCGGCUCUGUGAACGUAAAAUCAAACGCAAGUCCAAAGGGCCCAGGGGUGGAGAUGACGAUUUCGAAAUAGUUCAAGUCGAGGAGGGGGAGGUUGAUAAAAUCGCCAAGAUGCCCCACGGGUACUACAAGGACUUGCUCAACAUUGUGGUUUUGGCGAUGCGUGGAGAACUCACAAACUCUGCCCUGGACAAGUUCGAUUCGUUGAACGUUCCCUUGAUAAAGCACAAGACUCGUACCAAGAAAGAGUGGGAGGCUAUCAAGGCAUCUAAGGAAAAGCAAAACAAAGAACUUGGAGUAGAAACAGCCAAAAAGCAACGUGAGGAAGAAUCGCGUCAGACUGUGGCGGUCCAAUCGGAGAAGGCGAAGGAAGAAAGAAGGGGAAGGCGCGACGCCAACCAUGCGCUGUUAAAGGAGAAACUCGAACACGACAAGUCAUUCCUAGCUUUGUAUGUUGCGGUUGCUCAGAUUUUUGCUCAAGAGCUUGGAAAGGAUAUUGCAUUGCUAAAGAGGAUCGAAACCGCGUCGGAAGAGGAGGCAUUUGACUUGAAGUUUGAUAUUAGUAGCGCUGCUAAAUGGGCCCCAUCACUCGAUGGCGCUCACGAUCGUCCUACCAACUUGGCCACGGCAAUUGCACUUGUUAUGCACUCUCAAGGAAAGUUCGACGAGCUGACCCUUUCAAUCAACGGCCCAGUAACCCAGGAACAAGCCCAAAUACUUCGAAGCUACUACCGACGUUGGGUCAUUUCGCCUCUGCGGAGAUUUGUAGAUGUGGCCGAAAUCAAGAUGAGCUCGCAGCAAUGGGACAGAAUAAAUUAUAAACACGUACCUUCCCAGUGUAUGAAGAAGAACAAGGCUCAUUUUUUCAAGCACGACGAAAAGCGCCUGACCAACUAUCUCGCGGAUGUGGCUAUGGGAAAAUCCAAGAUAAGCGGUGCGACUUUGCUGCCGCACGAGCUUUUGAUCGAAGCGUUGAAAGCCAGCCGGACGGAAAUUAGCGGAAAGGAAAACUCACCAGAGAAGGCGGUUCAGCAAGAAAUUCAACGACGACUCGAAGAGACCAAUAAGAAGGUCAUCGAGGCACAGUGGAACUCACUUCUCGAGAGAAUGAAGGAGUCGGGGGCACUCGACAGCUCGCUUGCAUUGGUGGAUGUUAGCGGAUCCAUGGGAUAUAUCGAAGCCACGCCCCCGAAAACCCAAGGGCCGAUCCAGCCCAUUUUCCCUGCCGUGGCUCUCGGUCUUGUGCUGGCCGCUCUUGCUAAACCUCCAUUUAAUAACAUGUUCAUUACAUUUUCUGCCACACCGGAGCUUCUUACCAUUCCUCCUGGUGGUAUUGUGGACCAGGCUAGAUGGAUGGUUCGUACUGAUUGGGGGAUGAACACGGACUACGAAGCGGUGUUCCUCAAGUUGAUUUUACCUGCUGCCAUCAAGAACAAGGUCAAGCCUGAAGACAUGGUCAAGCGUCUUUUCGUCUUUUCUGAUAUGCAAUUCGAUGAGUCUUUGUCGAGCUCCUCCAACGGCAAUGCUUGGGAGACCACUCACGAUCGUGUGUCCAAAGCUUUCAAGGAGGCAGGUUACGAAAUUCCGGAGAUGGUUUACUGGAACUUACAAAGCGGCACCACGAAACCGGUGCUUAAAGAUACUCCAGGAACUUCUCUUAUUACUGGGUUCUCUGCCAAUAUGAUGAAGCUCUUUAUGGACGGGGAGAGCUUGGAAGAUGAAGCGGUCGAGAUCGGUCCCGAUGGUGAAGAAGUUCAAAAGAAAAGGAAAGAUCCGCUAGACAUAAUGGAAAAGGCGCUUUCCAAAAACUGCUACGCACCACUAAAAGUUUUUGAUUAA
This is a messenger RNA of Rhizoctonia solani, 2463 nucleotides long. RefSeq lists its product as uncharacterized. Lineage: Eukaryota; Fungi; Basidiomycota; Agaricomycetes; Cantharellales; Ceratobasidiaceae. The record is from RefSeq and is a predicted model, not a curated record. The transcript is spliced from 7 exons. The coding region runs from base 1 to 2463 and encodes 820 amino acids.